CAGCUCUGCGCGCUCCCGACGCCUACGAGCACGAGCCGAGGCUUCCUCCACAUCCAGCAAGAACCAGGAAGUGAAAGUAUACACAUGGAGGGUGUGUCUUUCUCUGCCAGCGAAUGUUGCAUUUUUAAAAACACACUCCUCCUCGGAUAAAUAAUGGGGGACUCGGCGAGGGCCAAGCGGCGGGAGCAGCUGAAGCGAUGGGACGGCUCCUGCACCGACAAGGCGUCGGCCGUGGCUAGGCGGAGGUGCCGGGGAAAUGCCGAGAACGGAUCAGGGGAGCCGGAGGCCGAGCUCAGCGACCCGCUUAGGGACCAGCCAGGCUCUGUGGGCAGAGAGGAAAGCAGCCCACUCCUCAAGCGACGGAAAAGGGUGAGAUUUGACAGAGCUGCAGAGUUUCUGGCUGCGUGUGCCAGCGGGGACACAGAGGAGGCCCAAAUGAUGCUGAUGGAGGCUAAAGAGACCAAAAUGAGGAACGGGGAGGAUGUGGCAGAUAUUAUCAACUGCUCCAACGCAGAUGGAAUCACAGCUCUCCACCAGGCCUGCAUAGAUGGCAGCAUGGAGAUGGUAGCCUUCCUUUUGGACCACAGUGCCAAUGUGAACCAGGUUGACAGCGAGGGAUGGACGCCGCUGCAUGUUGCUGCUUCCUGCGGCUACCGUGACAUCGCAGAUUUCCUAUUGCAGGAAGGCGCUUCUCUCUCUGCUGUGAACUGUGACGGUGACGUUCCUCUGGACAUUGCUCUGGAUGAGAGCACUGAGUCACUUCUUCAGGAUUACACUCUUAGACAGGGUGUGGACUUGGAGGCAGCCAAGCGGAUGGAGGAGGAGCAAAUGAUGUCAGAUGCCCGGACCUGGCUGAAUGAAGGCCCACCUAGUGAUUUACAACACCCUAGGACUGGGGCCACCCCACUGCAUGUUGCUGCUGCCAAAGGCUAUGUAGAGGCCCUUAAGAUACUGUGUCAGUGUGGGUUGGAUGUGUCAGCUGUGGACUUUGAUGGCUGGACACCUCUCCACGCUGCAGCACACUGGGGUCAGGGGGAGGCCUGUCGCAUUCUGGCUGAGCAGCUGUGCAAUAUGGAGGCCCGCAGCAAUGGGGGUCAGACACCGUUCGAUGUAGCUGAUGAAAGUGUUGAGGAGCUCCUGGAGGAGUUAUCACAGAAACAAGCCAAAUCCAUAUUGGAUAGGCAAAACCAACAAGGCUCCACAGCUCCGAACACACAAAAUAAAAAGCGGAGGAGCUCAGUAUGCAGAAUGAGCAGCAAAGACAAGAUGAAUGUGCAGGACCAGUCUAAAGAGAGGGGUGUUUCAGGAGGCCUGGAGCUGAGUGAGGAGAAGGAGAGCAGCCCUGAAAGCUCCACCUUGUCCAGUCCAGACACUGAAAGUGUAACCACAUCCACAGUCAGCUCUGCUGACAAGACACCAGAGGAGAAGGAUGAUGAGUUGAAAGAGCAGGACAAGGCAAACCGCACUGCCAGAGUCCAACCCACUCCUCAGACGAGGGAGAACAUGGCUGAGAGCCCCAACACUCCCAACACUGACAAGCGCAAGAAACAACAGUUCCAGGCUCCAGCCAGAGAUGAAGAGUCUGAGUCUCAGAGGAAAGCUCGCUCACGACUGAUGCGGCAGUCACGCCGCUCUACACAGGGUGUGACUCUUACAGACUUGAAAGAAGCAGAGAAGACCAUGCCUAAAGCUGCAGAUCAACCACUUCGCAACAUACAGCCUGUUAGCCCUAUUGUAACUGUCACGCCUGCUGAAAGAGAUACAGACCCAGUGAAGCAGGAGGAGCCAGAGGGAGAUAGGCGCCUUGGAGUAAGGGACAGGAGGAGAGGGAGGAGGGAGAGACGCUCCACGGGCAUCGUUCAGCCAGGUGGAGAGAAUGAAGAUGAGGAUGCUCAUUCGGACGACACAAACAGUAACACUCCUAACAAUGAGAGACAAUUGGGAGAUCUGUCUGGUGACUACAGAACGCUGUACUUCAAAGUACUGCAGGAGAAUCUGGCUCUAAAGGACAAGCUGCAGGAGAUGGAGCUGCAGCUCAGCCAAAACAAAGUGGAGCUAGAGCGACUCCGACAGGUUCGGCAGAGUCAAGAGGGCAACACAGACAGACCAGCCCUGCUGGAACUGGACAGAUUUGAGAAGUUGGCCCUCCAGAGGAAAGCAGUGGAACUAGAAGAUGAGCUAAAGGUUCUGGGGGACCUCAAAGCAGACAACCAGAGGCUCAAGGAUGAAAACGCCGCCCUCAUUCGAGUCAUCAGCAAACUCUCAAGAUGAACCUUAAAACACAUGCGCAUGCGCACACACACACACACACACACACACACACACACACACACACACAGAUAAAAAGUAUUACAUUCUUCUUUUGCCCAACUCAGAAGACACAAACCAGGAUGGGAGACGACAGCAUCAAACAUCUGCACAGCACAUUCAACAGUAACUGGAACAACGUGUAGAUUUCAGGGUUAUAAGUCUGUUUAUGGGCCUUUAUGUUUUGGCAGAUCUACUGUAUAACAAGCUGAACUGCACCUCCUGUGGACUGACAGGAUGAUCCUGUUCACAUCCACUUUUAUAUUAAGUUUUUAUUGUUGUAUUUUUUUAACUGGAAUAUUUUAAUGUGCUUAGCUUUUCUGAGACUUUGUAUAAAAUCUGUAUUAAGAUACCUAAAGCCAUGCACAGUGUGAGCUCACAGUAAUGUUUUAGAUAGCUUUUCUUGACCUCUGAAGGGAUGGAGACAUAAAAAUGCCAGUCAGGUGUAGGGGUUGGUUACUAUAAAAAAAAAAACUAAAAAAAAAUGUAGUACAGAAGACUUACAUGUGCCAAAAACCAGCCCCAGUUUUGCAUGUCCUUUGGGGUAAACUCCAGUGGUCAGUGUUCUCAGGAUGAGUGUUGGGUUGCUUUCUGUUUUGGCUGACUGCUGAAUAGGUGGACCAAAUCUGCAUGCUCAUCUCUCCCUGCUCCUCCGAAUGUAUAUUUAAUAUGUAUAUUUAUGUACAGGGGCCAUCUGUUCUGAGAGUGAUGUAAAGGUGUAGUUGUGGUCUCUGUUUCUAAAAAUGAGAGAGAGGUUUGGGUGCUAAUGGUGGACGUCAGGCACAGCUCGUGUUCAGAUGGGUUUUUACAGUAACUGUUUGUUACAGUCGACAGAUCUUAAAGAGGGUGAGGAGAAUGCAUGCUCUAGCCUUAGUACUGGGAGUAAGUAGAAAAUUUCACUUUGCCAUUUUGACUGGACGCUUCUGACAGCAACGACCUGUAAACUAAGUAUUCACCCUGUGACGGACGGCUGUUACCACCCAACAGACAGGCCAGAUGGGUCAACUUCUGAAUGUUUACUCCAACUUUAGAGAAAAAACCUGCAUGUCCAAUUGUAUUUUGAUGCUGUGCCUUUCAAUAUACAUUUCUAAGUGAUAUUUCUAUUUUUCUUUGGUAAAUGUACACUGUUAAGUAUAAAAUACAGUAUGGGCAUACAUUAUCAA
This is a messenger RNA of Acanthopagrus latus (yellowfin seabream), 3470 nucleotides long. It is a transcript of the gene ppp1r12c, whose product is annotated as protein phosphatase 1, regulatory subunit 12C. Gene Ontology annotation, biological process: signal transduction. Gene Ontology annotation, molecular function: phosphatase regulator activity; protein kinase binding; enzyme inhibitor activity. Gene Ontology annotation, cellular component: cytoplasm. The transcript is spliced from 20 exons. NCBI's taxonomy places the organism in Eukaryota, Metazoa, Chordata, Actinopteri, Spariformes, Sparidae. The coding region runs from base 154 to 2271 and encodes 705 amino acids. The record is from RefSeq and is a predicted model, not a curated record.